Molecule: messenger RNA, 393 nt
Organism: Caenorhabditis elegans
Lineage: Eukaryota; Metazoa; Nematoda; Chromadorea; Rhabditida; Rhabditidae
Gene: F11A5.18
Product: DUF1064 domain-containing protein
Exons: 3
Coding region: 1-393 (130 amino acids)
Source: RefSeq, marked reviewed
AUGAUCAACCCGAAUCCUUCUCACGUGAAAUGGUCAAAAAACAACUCAACCGGACCGCAUAUACAGAAAAAGGAAGUUCGGAACACAAUCAAGCAACUAUUAUACCAGCACAAAGCCAAGAGAAACUAUAUCGAUUAUUUGUGCAAAACUGCAGUCGAGCAAGAAAUAUUCAACGAAGCAGAUGCUGAAAAGAUUAGAAGCAUUUAUUGGAAGAUUGAUAAGGCAUUCUAUUUUGGUUACCUGAACAUAUUGCUACUCGAUCCAGAAUACAAAGAAUAUAAGGCGCAAAAUGUGGAUCCUGAGGGAAUAGUGAAGCUGAAGGUUUUUUCGGACAAAUAUCUAGAAGACAAGAAACAAGACGCACUUUUGAGAUGGAAAUAUAUUGAUUCUUGA